GCCCAUUCGCUGAAAAGGCUUCCUUCUUCAUCCUUCGUCAUCCUCUCCCAGCAAAUCCUCCCCUUCCUCGGCACGCGGCCGGCCAUGCUUGGUCUUCGAGCCCGCGCGGCGGCGCAGCUCCCGUGCCCUUUGCCGUCUCCCUCCUCGGCUCCCACGGCCUCGCUCGCGAGGUCCGCGCGCCUUUCCCCCCUCGCCCUCGCGCCUCUGGCGUCUGCACCGCCGCCGCCGAGGACUCCGCGGCUCCCCCUCUCCGCCAGGUGGGGCCUGCACAUGCGUCCCGGGGGCGCCAGCAGAUACUCCAGGCCGACUACCAAGGUUUUUUGCACUGCUGCCAGUAGCCCUCCGAGAGAGGGGAAGGAGUUGCUAGUUCAGCAUCUGCUUGUUGGUGAAAAGGAUGUCAGGCUUCUGGUUGAUCUUGAAAAGAGCAUCAUCGCAGGAGGGGUGGACUUGAGUGAUUUAGCUGUGGUGCAUUCCUUGUGUCCAUCAAAAGAAAAUGGUGGUAUGCUUGGGUGGGUUCGAAGGGGACAGAUGGUACCAGAAUUUGAGGAAGCAGCAUUUGGUGCUCCUUUGAACAAAGUUGUACGGUGUAAAACAAAAUUUGGAUGGCAUUUAUUGCAAGUUCUCGCUGAGAGGGAUCAAUGCGUACUGCAAGACAUUGAACCAGAAGAGCUUCACACAAAAAUGCAAGAUCCUAGUUUUAUUGAAGAAGCUCAAUUGAUCGAUGUUCGGGAGCCUAAUGAAGUGGCUAAAGCUUCCCUCCCAGGCUUCAAAGUUCUACCGCUCCGCCAAUUCGGGACCUGGGGACCAGUUAUGACAGAUGAAUUUAAUCCUCAGAAGGACACUUAUGUUCUGUGCCACCACGGCAUGCGCUCAAUGCAGGUUGCUAAAUGGCUGCAGUCUCAGGGUUUCAGAAAAGUUUAUAAUGUCGCGGGUGGAAUUCACGCCUAUGCCGUUAAAGCCGACUCCUCCGUCUCAACUUACUAGCAGAGAUCUUCAUCCGUCGCCGGAGACUGUCAUAUCAAACCAAAAGCAUGCUCCGUUUGGCAAUGGUUUUGACCGAUGCCAGAAUUUAGAUCUCAAUUCUUUUUCUGGCACUGCGACAUGCAUUAGAAUUUAGAACCCCUUUGGAGGAAAUGUACACGGCUAUUUUUCUUCUUCUUCUGAGAGUAGAUAAAUAAUACAUGAGAAAUUGCCUUUUGGA
Messenger RNA from Phragmites australis (common reed), 1201 nucleotides. Its product is annotated as rhodanese-like/PpiC domain-containing protein 12, chloroplastic. NCBI's taxonomy places the organism in Eukaryota, Viridiplantae, Streptophyta, Magnoliopsida, Poales, Poaceae. Gene Ontology annotation, molecular function: peptidyl-prolyl cis-trans isomerase activity. The record is from RefSeq and is a predicted model, not a curated record. The transcript is spliced from 8 exons. Bases 85 to 984 code for a protein of 299 amino acids.